GUUGUACCAAACAAUUGAAGAGAGAGUUUAACGUUACUUUUUUCCAAAUCUACGAAAUCUGUAAAAUAGUAUUGCAAACCAAAACCCCGCACUCAUCUUCAUCGUCUUCGUCUGAUUUAGGGUUUCCAACUUCGGAAAAGUUUUCCCAAUUUUCUUCGAUCAAAUUUUCGACAAAUUAAAGCAAAGAUGAGGCCAAUCUUGAUGAAAGGGCACGAGAGGCCACUCACUUUCCUCAAGUAUAACAGGGACGGAGAUCUUCUGUUCUCUUGCGCCAAAGAUCAUAUGCCAACUGUUUGGUUUGCCGAUAACGGCGAACGGUUGGGCACAUACCGUGGUCACAAUGGAGCUGUUUGGUGCUGCGAUGUAUCAAGAGAUUCGUCACGAUUGAUUACUGGUAGUGCUGAUCAGUCGGCUAAACUAUGGGAUGUUCAAAGUGGAACACAGCUUUUCACUUUCAGUUUCGAUUCACCUGCUAGAGCUGUUGAUUUUGCUGUUGGUGAUAAACUUGCUGUCAUCACCACAGACCCUUUUAUGGGGUUGUCUUCUGCCAUCCACGUCAAAUGCAUUGCCGCAGACCCAGAUGACCAGGUUGGUGAUUCUGUACUAGUACUUAAGGGUCCUCAAGGAAGGAUCAAUAGAGCGGUUUGGGGACCUCUGAACAAGACAAUCAUUAGUGCUGGCGAAGAUGCUGUGGUCCGGAUUUGGGACACAGAGACAGGAAAAUUGCUGCAAGAAAAUGACAAGGAAGUUGGUCACAAAAAGACAGUUACGUCACUUGCAAAAGCUACUGAUGGAUCACAUUUUCUCACCGGGUCUCUAGAUAAGUCAGCAAAGCUUUGGGACAUCAGAUCGCUGACAUUGAUCAAGACAUAUUUUACUGAACGCCCAGUCAAUGCCGUUGCCAUGUCUCCACUUCUUAACCAUGUGGUGCUUGGAGGUGGGCAGGAUGCAUCUGCUGUUACCACAACUGAUCAUCGUGCAGGGAAAUUUGAAGCCAAGUUUUAUGACAAGAUUUUACAAGAAGAGAUUGGAGGCGUUAAAGGACAUUUUGGUCCAAUAAAUGCUUUGGCAUUCAACCCUGAUGGGAAAAGUUUCUCAAGCGGAGGUGAAGAUGGUUACGUGAGACUGCAUCACUUUGAUCCCGACUACUUCAAGAUUCCAUCAAUUUGAUCAACAUUUACAUUCUCAUUCGGUUUUCUAGUAGGAAGGAGGCCUGAGAUUGCUUCAGUUUUGGAGAGACAAAAUUUGAAGAUUAUUGAUUCAACAGUUUCGAGCAUCGUUGAAGAUUAUUGCUUCAGUUUUGGAGAUACAAAAAAGUGCACAGAUUCACUGAUGAAUAAUGACACUUUGGUUGAUAGAUCGAUAGAUAGAUAGAUACAGUGUUAUAAUUCUUUUUGCUCCACAUUCUCAAAUGGAUUCACCACUUUCUAAUUUACCAGCUCUAUUUGAAAUG
Messenger RNA from Cynara cardunculus var. scolymus (artichoke), 1453 nucleotides. RefSeq names its product eukaryotic translation initiation factor 3 subunit I-like. Gene Ontology annotation, molecular function: translation initiation factor activity; protein binding; RNA binding. NCBI's taxonomy places the organism in Eukaryota, Viridiplantae, Streptophyta, Magnoliopsida, Asterales, Asteraceae. Gene Ontology annotation, cellular component: cytoplasm; eukaryotic translation initiation factor 3 complex, eIF3m. The record is from RefSeq and is a predicted model, not a curated record. Gene Ontology annotation, biological process: cytoplasmic translational initiation. Bases 187 to 1170 code for a protein of 327 amino acids. The transcript is spliced from 8 exons.